UCAACACUUUCUACAGAACUCUCAAGUUACAAAAAAUGGCUGUGUUUAAGCUUAUUCCUUGUCUUGUGCUCUUUGCGUUGUUUUCUUUUGAUGUUGGUGUUGCUCAUCCAGGUUUUGGGUUCGGAUGGGGAAGUAAUGGCCCCAGUAUUGGAAGAACUUACUCCUCGGGUCUUUUCCCACAAUUCUACCAAUUCUCUUGCCCACAAGCUGAUGAAAUUGUCAUGACAGUGCUCGAAAAAGCCAUAGCUAGAAACCCAAGAAUGGCUGCAUCUUUACUCAGGCUUCACUUCCACGACUGCUUCGUUCAGGGCUGUGAUGCAUCAAUCUUGUUGGAUGAUAGUGCUACCAUAAAAAGUGAAAGGAAUGCAGGACCAAACAAGAACUCUAUUAAGGGGUUUGAAGUAAUAGACGAGAUCAAAGCCAAACUAGAGCAAGUUUGCCCUCAAAUAGUCUCUUGCGCUGACAUUCUAGCUCUUGCCGCUCGUGGCUCAACUAUCCUGAGUGGUGGACCAUCAUGGGAGCUUCCACUAGGGAGGAGAGACUCGACGACAGCGAGCCUCAAUGGAGCAAACACGAACAUUCCUGCACCUAACUCGACAAUUCAGAAUCUUUUAACCAUGUUCCAACGCAAAGGUUUGAACCAAGAAGACCUUGUUUCCCUGUCAGGAGGGCAUACAAUUGGAGUAGCUAGGUGUACAACGUUCAAGCAAAGACUCUACAAUCAAAACGGUAAUAACCAACCAGACGAGACGCUAGAGAGGUCUUACUACUAUGGUCUGAGAUCGAUCUGUCCACCUACUGGUGGCGAUAACAAUAUUUCCCCACUAGACUUAGCUUCUCCUGCAAGAUUCGACAACACAUACUUCAAGCUUAUCCUCUGGGGCAAAGGCUUAUUGACAUCAGACCAAGUGCUUCUCACUGGAAACGUAGGCAAUAUUGUUGAAUUGGUGAAAGCUUAUGCCGAAGACGAGAGCCUUUUUUUCGAACAAUUUGCGAAGUCUAUGGUAAACAUGGGGAACAUUCAGCCUCUUACUGGAAUCAGUGGUGAGAUCAGGAAAAACUGUCACGUGAUUAACUAAAAAUACUUGUGUCUGCAUAGUAAUAUUUUAUUAUGGGAGAUGAGGAAUAAGUCGUAUUAUGUUAAAGAUGUAAUGUAAUUGAAUGGAUAUGGACUGUUGUUUGAAGA
Molecule: messenger RNA, 1186 nt
Organism: Brassica napus (rape)
Lineage: Eukaryota; Viridiplantae; Streptophyta; Magnoliopsida; Brassicales; Brassicaceae
Product: peroxidase 9-like
Exons: 4
Coding region: 36-1079 (347 amino acids)
Biological process (GO): response to oxidative stress; hydrogen peroxide catabolic process
Molecular function (GO): peroxidase activity; heme binding
Source: RefSeq, a predicted model, not a curated record